Molecule: messenger RNA, 1092 nt
Organism: Fragaria vesca subsp. vesca
Lineage: Eukaryota; Viridiplantae; Streptophyta; Magnoliopsida; Rosales; Rosaceae
Exons: 1
Coding region: 1-1092 (363 amino acids)
Biological process (GO): chloroplast organization; regulation of DNA-templated transcription
Cellular component (GO): chloroplast
Molecular function (GO): double-stranded DNA binding
Source: RefSeq, a predicted model, not a curated record
AUGGCGCACACUCUCAGAAGCUCACUGCUUCUUCCCAGGCCCUGUUUUCACAACUCACUCUCCCUCUUCUUCUACUCAUCCAAAACCUUAGAACCAAAUCCCACGGCUGAUUACCUAAUAAACCACCACCAGUUUUCCCAAGAAGCUGCUCUCAAGGCCUCGGCAACCAUCGCUUAUCUCAAAAACCCAGCAGACUCGGAUUCGGUGCUUUCAUUUCUCAAGCAGAGCGGCUUCUCCAAAACCCAUCUCGAGGGAGUUGUUCAAAAGACCCCCAGAAUUCUAUGUGCCAAUCUCGACACUUCCAUCAAACCCAAAAUCAAGAUUUUCCAAGAUUUGGGCUUUUCGGAUUCCGACAUUGCUGACAUUAUAUCCUGUGAUCCCUGGAUUCUGUGGCGGAGUGCCGAUAAUAAGCUUGGUCCUGCUCUUGUGGUGCUGAAGAGCAUUUUGGGCUCCAAUGCUGAGGUGUGUAAGUUUUUAAAAUUAAGUAGGCGUUAUCUUCAACAUGAUUUGGAUAAGAGUUUGAAGGCUAAUAUGGAGUUGUUAGAGGGUUUUGGUAUUAGUUCCUCGCAGCUGGUUAAGUAUAUGUUUCGAUUUCCUAGACUGUUUUUGCAUAAGCAGAAGGCCAUUUUGGAAUUUGUUGAAAGAGUUGAUAAGAUGGAGUUUGAUAGGAGUUCCAGGUUGUUCAUAUCAGCAAUUGGGAUCAUGAGUUCCUUGAAGGUGGAGACCUUGGAACUUAAGAAGAAGCUUUUCCGGAGUUUGGGGUUUUCGGAAAAGGAUGUCUUCACUAUGUUUAAGAGGUCGCCUAUGGUGUUUGGUAUAUCUGAGAAGAAACUUAAGGAGGUAACAGAGUUGCUGGUCAGUGCGGGGCAGUUUCACGUCCCAUAUCUGCUUAGUAACCCGGAGUUGCUUAUGUAUAGUGUUGAGCGGAGGUUGAAACCGAGGCUCAAAGUUUUGGAGAUUUUGGAAAAGAAAAAUUUACUCGAGGAAAAACCCAAGCUGAACACAGUCUGCAAGUACUCUGAGCAGAAGUUUGCUGAAAAAUUUAUUCUUCCUUAUGCAAAUGAACUUGGAAAGGAUAUGAGGUAUAAAUGA